AUGCUCGGAUCUCCGGCGGCCAACCUCAUCCUCUCUCGCACCGGCGGAGCUGGUGCCGGCCGCUUCCUCGUCGCCGCAGCCGCACGACGAGCGCCCAUCCAGAGGUUCUCGCCCGCCGCCGCACGCCCCUUCCACUCAUCGGUGUCGCGCCUGGCCGCCAACCCGCAGUCGAGCAAGCCCGCCUCGGACUCGUGGCAGCACACCAAGCAAAACAUCAAGGAGGAGGUCAAAUCGGUCAAGUCGAGCAUCGAGAGCUCCAUCGCCGGCGCCAGCGGCACCGGCGCCGGAGGAGACCAGGCCGCCUCCAAGCAGGACGCUGGAGAGACGUCCAGGUCCGGCGCCGCAGAGAUCCUCAAGGAUGCCAAGUCCAUCACGGGCGAAAUGGCCCAGGCCGUACCCCGGCCGGCGCUCCUGUGGGGCGGUGCGGGCGCCAUCCCCUAUGUCACAACGGCCGGCGCGUCCAUCUGGCUGGCGCGCCAGGAGCACCUCGUCAACCUCGGCUACGACAAGACCAUGGACAGCGAGACGGCCAGCGCGCUCCUCCUCCACGCCCAAAACAUCCAGGUCGGCUUUGGCGCCGUGCUGCUCAGCUUCCUGGGCGCCGUCCACUGGGGCUUCGAAUUCAGCAAGUACGGCGGCGAGCUGGGCAACCGGCGGUACGCCGUGGGCGUGCUGCCCGUCGUGCUGGCGUGGCCCACGCUGCUCCUGGCGCCGCAGAUGGCGCUGAUUGCGCAGUGGGCCUCGUUUGUCGCCAUGUGGUUUGUCGACCUGCGCGCCACAAACGACGGCUGGGUGCCCAAGUGGUACUCGACCUACCGCUUCUGGCUGACGCUUGCUGUGGGCUCCAGCAUCAUUGCCACGCUGGCUGGCACCAACUACUACGCGCCCGGCAGCCGCAGCACCAUGGCGGCCACGGCGGGCAAGCUGCAGGAGGAGGUGCAGGCCGACGGCCCCACCAAGAUGAAGCUGCUCCAGCGCAGCGCCAAGGGCAACAAGGGCGGCAUCAUCAAGCACCAGGAGGUCGGGGGCGACGUCGAGGCCACCAGCGCCGGCGCAGAGGGUGACAGCUACGUCAAAAUCGGCAACCCAAAGAGGCAGGAGGAGGAGCGCAAGGAGAAGGAGGAGGAGGAGCGCAAGAAGAAAGAGGAGCAGGCCAAGAAGAAGGCCGAGGAGGACAAGCAGGCGCAGAACAAGGACAAGAGCGGCAGCGGCGGCGGCGAGGACAAGAAGGACAAGGGCGGCGAUGACGGCGACAAGAAGGACAAGAAGGACCAAGGCGGCGACGACGAGUAA
Pseudozyma flocculosa PF-1 is the source of this 1293-nucleotide messenger RNA. RefSeq lists its product as uncharacterized. The coding region runs from base 1 to 1293 and encodes 430 amino acids. The transcript has 2 exons. NCBI's taxonomy places the organism in Eukaryota, Fungi, Basidiomycota, Ustilaginomycetes, Ustilaginales, Ustilaginaceae. The record is from RefSeq and is a predicted model, not a curated record.